AUGCUCGAAACAAAUUUUGACGACUUCCUACUGCCAGUGGAAAACACUAUCUCCAACGAUGAAAUGAUAAGCGGCGGCGUGGUCCGAGAUUCGCCUUCAAAAAGAUUCGGGUUUGUUUCUGAUAUUUCAACAUAAUUAGUCGUUGAAAUGUAGAGUUCUUCUCAGUGAGCGGAAUCUCGUAGCGCCGGAGUCUCCAGAUAUGAAGUUCGCGCGCAAUCGACUUGGAAAUCUGCUAACAAGCAUAAAACAUGGAGAAUCGAUCAGUGGGUCAAUGGAUCUCGGGUUUUUUGAGCUUGAAAAUGGUUGGAGAAUUGAACUCUGAGCAAUUUUCAGCGUGGUAGAUAUCGAAGAAAGGAUCACGGGGAGACAAAGGAGGUUAGAAGAGCUGGAGGACAAACGCGUCGUUUUCCAACUUCGAGGGAAGCCGUUUUGCCUGACAGACGGCCGGACAGAGACCUGUUACGCGUUGAGCCGCGCUUGGGUCCGCGGAGAAACUGCCGACAACGUCUACCAAGAGAACAAGCACCGCGAAUACGCGCCCGAUCUACCCACGGUACUGUGAAAAGGAAAUGGUAGAAAGUUUGAACAGUUAUUGAGGAAAACUUUCAAAAUUUAUUGAAUAAAGCAUUCACUAGCUUUCGAUGUAGCCAACGCCUCAAAAGUCUCCUGACUGUGUGAGAAACUAAAAUUCAAAAGCGUUAGUUCUCAAAAAAGCAAGUUUUGCGGGGUACUUCUAGUAAAUCAAGAAGUUUUUCAGGUAGUUAUUGAAACUUCUUAAGCUCCUAGUAAAUUGAAUUCCAUCGUUUAAACUUUGGAAAACCCAUUGGGCAAACUAAACAAAACUAUUAUGCAGAAAGAAAUUCUAGAUUUUGCUUAUAGAUCUUAACAUUCAGAAUAUUUCCUAGACGUGUCUAAGCACUGAAUUUCCAUAGAAUGAUAGCGAUCGGAGCAAGGUUUUCAAAAGUAAUAGAAAGCAUAUCGAUCUUGCGGCAUCGAACUAGCGAUCCUGUAGACCCUGAAAAAGUGUCUGCAGUUAAAAUAAAUUUUCUCCGAAUAGUUUCAUGAAAAUGAGAAUGAAAAUUUUCAAGAAAAAAGUUGGAGUUACAUUUUUUUAAAGGCAUAGGGGCAGUAAAAAACGGUGUUUCAGUUCAAAUCAGUACUUUGUAGAGCUUUUCAUUUCGAAUCGAACGGUGACAUUGGAAACGUACAGAAGUUCCUAGUUUUGGAGAAAAAAUAAUUCAAAGUUGGAGAGAGGAAAGCUUGAGUUCCCGCGAAAAGGGCACUUUGCAGUAAAGUUGCUCUAUGGACAACAGGCUUCGCCAUCUUCCGGAUUUUCGCUUUUUUCUUCGUUUCUUUCAAUUUUCGAUUUUUUCUCUUGUCACCAAAGUUCUUUUCGUCACAAAAGUUUUCUAUUCAUAUAUAAUUUGCAAACUUUGAUCGCAAAAAUGCUUCUCUGGUGAAAAAUGAUGAUUUUACACAGGUUUCGAUGGGGAUAGCGAUAUUUUGUGUUUUCUUAAUUAUCAAUGUGUGUUUUCUGUUUUCUUAAUUGAUUUUCCAGAGCAGAACCCUUAAUUUGUAGCAGAUAUCCGUUUAUUUCACACAAAAUGCGAGUCUAAUGAGACGUCCGCAACAUCGCGUGCACGGCUACUGUAAACAUUUGUCCGUAUGCCGAUCCAAAGCAUUUUUCAAAAUUAAAGGCGGAAAAGUUAAUGCCGUGUUCAAAGUAAUUUCCGCGAAAUGCAAAAUACCCGUUAGAGAAAGGAAAAGAUCACUAAAUUUUGAAAAGUCAGAGAUCAUUUUGCAUUUCGCGGAAAUUACUUUGAACACGGCAUAAAGGCGGAAAAAUCGUGUUUUUCUUCUAAAUUUGUCACAUCUGUAAUUUUUUGAGUACACCAUUCGAUUCGCAAAGAAAAACUGUAUAAGAUACUGCUUUCACCUGAAACCCCAUUUUUUACUGCCUCUAUGCCUUUAAAUAAAAUUUCAAUAGUCUGUGAUUAUAGUUUUUAGUUUUUUUGAACAUGAGUUGAUCAUGAAAAUGUUUGCAGGAAGUUCUCGCGACGCGAGAGAUCACGGCGAUGCCAAUGCCUGAUCCGCAGAACCACCAUAUCCCGUUGAUGCCGCUCAUACAUCGACAAAGCAACGAGAAAAUCAACGCGGAUAAUGCCAGAGAGUUGAAAAAUGACCAUGUACGGCACUGGAAAAGAGUCAAGAGAAGGUACCUGACUUCCAUUUUUCCCCAAUGUCUCCUUCAAGUUGGUGUGCGCAUACGAGAAAACGCGAAGAGCGGUUCAAACGAAGCGAGGAACUCUUGGAGGCGAUGUUCAAUUGCUGA
Caenorhabditis auriculariae is the source of this 2332-nucleotide messenger RNA. Lineage: Eukaryota; Metazoa; Nematoda; Chromadorea; Rhabditida; Rhabditidae. The record is from the annotation of a GenBank genome assembly.